Molecule: messenger RNA, 2590 nt
Organism: Zerene cesonia (dogface butterfly)
Lineage: Eukaryota; Metazoa; Arthropoda; Insecta; Lepidoptera; Pieridae
Product: zinc finger protein 679-like
Exons: 11
Coding region: 242-1870 (542 amino acids)
Biological process (GO): regulation of transcription by RNA polymerase II
Cellular component (GO): nucleus
Molecular function (GO): RNA polymerase II cis-regulatory region sequence-specific DNA binding; DNA-binding transcription factor activity, RNA polymerase II-specific
Source: RefSeq, a predicted model, not a curated record
CUGUUGAAACAACCGAUGAUAACUAUACAAUGGCGUCCACGGUUUACUUGAAGCGCGUCUAUAGAUAUUCCGUCAUCCUUUUCUUUCAUUAUAUCGGCACUAUUUACGGAGACACUGCUUUCAUCGAACGAAUCUUUUUACGAGUAGAGUAGAACGAUAAGAGGUAUUUCCCGUUACCUUCGCACGAAUUCAAGAUCCAGAUAAGCAUAUUGUUUAGAAGUUGGAAUGAACUAAGAAGACAAUGUUUACGACUAAUACUGUCCAAGCCGGGACCGUGCCUACUUUACAAUAUCAGGAACACACUCAAAAAUCGCAAGGGAAAAAUAUGGAUAAUGUUCAGCAAAAAACUGCCCAACAGACACAACAAACUCAGCAGGAGUUUCCUACAUUUUGUUACACAACAAAUGUAAAUAUGAUUGGGAAAAUAAAUGCUGGGACGGCAACAGGAGCAGGUGGAGUUACAGGGGGAGUUAAUAUUGCCCAGUUAACUACCAAUGAUGAGAAAACAUGCUACAUAGCACAGCCCUUCUCAUAUAACUAUGCAUUGGUUAAUCAAAUGCAAAUAGCUCCUAAUGGAAUACAGAAUACAAUCUCUAAUAUUAGUUUUAAAUGUGAUGUGUGUGGAUUGAUGUUUGGACAUUUAACACUCUUAAAUGCCCAUAAAAGAAUACACGCCCAAGAUACAGAUAACAACAUCACUGUAGUAGCAACUGGAGUUAGUACAUCAAAUGAGGUGGCUAUGCCCCCACACAUACAAAUACUUUCAUCGGAUCCCAGUGACCAACAACAACAUCAUGUGCAAAUCCAGGAUACUAAACCAAUAUUGUUAGACAAGGUUCAGAAAUGCAUAACAUGUGGGAAUGUUAUUCCAAAUAACCCAAAAAGAAAAGGACCUAAACUUAUAAGAUGUGAAAACUGCAUUGCUCAGGGUUCAGUUGAACAUAGAAAUAAUCAAAUGAAUACAACACAAAUAUUUGUGGCCACAGAAGACAAUACUAAAUUCGAAGUUAGUGGAGUAAGCGGGGUACAAACAACUGUUGAUCCACUGUCAACAGCCCAGAACAAUCAGCAACAAAAACCAUUGCCCGGUCAUCAUCCUGUGAAAAAAAGAAACUUGGCCUCAGUGACUAAAUGCCAGAAUUGCAAUGGGUCUGGUAUUAUAUUUGUGGGUGGAAAUAAAAACAAAAAUAACCAACAAAACUCAGACAAGUCAUAUCAUUGUAAUAUUUGUGGAGGUUCAUUUUCCAGAUAUUCCUCAUUAUGGUCACAUAAAAAGUUACAUUCGGGCGAGAAAAACUUUAAAUGUGGUAUAUGUGGAAUUGCAUUUGCAAAGGCUGUUUAUCUUAAAAAUCAUUCUAGGAUACACACUGGAGAAAAGCCAUAUAGAUGUAACACUUGUGGUAUGCAGUUUUCCCAGUCACCUCAUUUGAAAAAUCAUGAAAGGACACAUUCCGGGGAGAAGCCUUAUGUUUGUGAGGUCUGUGACAAAGGCUUCGCGAGACAUGCUACUUUAUGGAACCACCGACGUAUUCACACCGGCGAGAAACCUUACAAGUGUGAAACUUGUGGUUCAGCCUUCAGUCAAGCAGCUCACCUCAAGAACCAUGCUAAAGUGCAUUCAGGGGAGAAGCCAUUCAAAUGUGAUAUUUGCACCGCUGCUUUCGCGGACAGAUUUGCGCUCAAACGGCACAGAGGGAUUCAUGACAAAUAUGGUCAAACUGCACCAUUGCCAGCAAAAAUACAACAGAAUCAACACGAGCAACAACAGCAACAGAACACGCAACAGCAGACCACUGGUACAAGUCAACAGCAACAAACUAAUACACAGCCAGCGGUAGAAGUGGAACAUUGUCCAGAACAGGCACUAUGAGUCACAGAGUAUUCCUUAGUUGCCUCUCCUCUCCUCACUUAAUAUUUCCUUGAAAUAUUUUUAAGCACAUACUCAUCAGACAAAUAAUUUAUUGUAAAUAUUAAAUGACUUUAUUGUAGGAUACUCAAUAUUGAUGUUAAUAUAAAAUGUGCUUAGAACAACACUGCCAAUUUGCAUAGGAAUGGACAUAGAAAAUGUUUAGUUAAUAGUUAAUUUUCAUGGUAGGAUUUGGAUUGGUAUAGUAUUUCAAUGUUAUAAAGGCGGGUCGUCCAAGAUUGGGUGUAUAGAAGAGUGAAAAGUUGUUGAAGAGCAAUAAUUUCAAAUCAUUGAUCAAGUACUUACAGAUUUUGUAUUGGUCUAUCCGCCUAUACCUUGUAAUGCUAUUAAGUAGAAAUACAGUACUGUUACAUGAAUUGGCUGUGGAAUUAGCAAAUACUUUUAUAACAGCACAGUUUACUUGUACUAAAAUAAUUUAAAUAUACAAUGAACCUUGUAAAUAUAUUUCCAACUAGAUGUAAAAAUGUGAUUUAGUAUUAGCUUAUAACAUGUUUUAAUGGAUGAGUUGCUAUUUACACUAAUAUUUUAUGCAAUAGCUUAGAACUGAAUCAUGUAGGCAUUAUACUUUAGUUUAUAUAUGUUUAAAACAGCUCAUCCAGAGAAACUAUCCUGCAUCAAAAUGAUGCAUUUUGUAAGUUAGCAUUUUUAAAUAAAAUAAAGAAG